Messenger RNA from Ramularia collo-cygni, 699 nucleotides. RefSeq names its product probable NPP1 domain protein. The coding region runs from base 1 to 699 and encodes 232 amino acids. The record is from RefSeq and is a predicted model, not a curated record. Lineage: Eukaryota; Fungi; Ascomycota; Dothideomycetes; Mycosphaerellales; Mycosphaerellaceae. The transcript has 4 exons.
AUGAAGAUCGCAGCAACGAUUUAUCUUGCAAUCGCAACGGCCUUCGCCGCCAGCAUCCAGCGUCGAGCUGUCAUCGCCCACGAUGCUGUUGUUGGGUUCCCACAGACUGUGCCCUCUGGUACUAUCGGCCAACUGUACCUCAAGUACAAGCCUUACCUGAAAGUCGACAAUGGAUGUGUACCAUUCCCAGCUGUGGAUGCCAGUGGAAAUACUGGCGGUGGCCUCAAUCCAACAGGUGGCUCAAACAGCGGCUGCUCAAGCAGUACCGGCCAGGUGUAUGCGCGCUCCGCAACGUACGGCAGCUCGUUUGCGAUCAUGUACUCUUGGUACAUGCCUAAGGAUUCGCCCUCGACCGGGCUCGGUCACCGCCAUGACUGGGAGGGUAUCGUCGUCUGGCUUUCAGGUGCCACGUUGUCGGCACAACUGCUCGGUGUUGCUGCGUCCGCUCACGGAGACUAUGACACCACUACAACGCCAAAUCUCAGCGGUACAAGUCCUUUGAUCAGGUACUUCAGCAUAUUCCCGGUCAACCAUCAGCUCGGCUUCACAUCCACGGUCGGUGGACAGCAGCCACUGAUUGCGUACGAGAGUUUGACAUCUGCUGCGCGGUCUGCGCUUGAAAGUACGGACUUUGGCUCUGCCAAUGUGCCUUUCAAAGACUCCAACUUCCAGAGCAACCUCGCAAACGCGGCAUUGUAG